This is a messenger RNA of Oppiella nova, 684 nucleotides long. The record is from the annotation of a GenBank genome assembly. NCBI's taxonomy places the organism in Eukaryota, Metazoa, Arthropoda, Arachnida, Sarcoptiformes, Oppiidae.
CCAGCAUUUAAACCUCAAGUGAACUCGGUGGCUGCAAACAAUACGGCACCUGUAUCUCCCUAUACCGGGGGUUUCUAUAGAGCCGCCAAUUAUAGAGGUAUGGGUGCCGGUGGUUAUGGUGCCCCAAACCAGCCCUAUUAUCACAAUAAUAACGGACCUGGAUACAACAGUCCCGGAUAUAACAGCCCUAAUAAUGGACCUGGUUACUACAAUAAUGGAUAUGGCGGUAAUGGUAAUAACGGAUAUAAUAACGGACCUGGUGGUUAUGGACCUGGAAUCAAAACCUUAGAUAUAGUGAACCUGUUAAUUGCGGCUAAAUUUGAGGAGGCUCAGUGCGAGGGUAGUAGCAAGGCCAAUUUCACGGCACUCCUACUGAUUGAUAGGCAAAAGUUUUGCGCCAAACAGACCAUCGUUGACAACAGUGUCAACACAUUGACGGAAAAGAUUGCCAAUCAGUUGAUUGUGAAUGAGUUGCUGUACGUAGUGACCCUGGUCAACAGAGCGAAUGGUCAUUUCGUGAUCGACAUACUGGCGUACGUCAUCAGGGGUCCCAACUCGGUGGAGGGAAAGUAUGUCUAUUUCCGGAUAUUUGUGAAGGAGCAGCAAGUAUUCCGAAAGUGUUCCAGCUUUUUGGACUCGUCAAACAUCAAGGUGGAAAGCAUAAUCGUCAUGAUUGUCGAGCUG